This is a messenger RNA of Sphaerulina musiva SO2202, 798 nucleotides long. RefSeq lists its product as uncharacterized. The transcript is spliced from 2 exons. The record is from RefSeq and is a predicted model, not a curated record. The coding region runs from base 1 to 798 and encodes 265 amino acids. NCBI's taxonomy places the organism in Eukaryota, Fungi, Ascomycota, Dothideomycetes, Mycosphaerellales, Mycosphaerellaceae.
AUGGCAUCCCGAGGCAGAACAGCAUAUGCGGAGAGUGCUACCUCUAGCUCUAUCUCCAUCUCAACCUCUCCCAACUCAGAGUCUCGGUCCAACAGCCCAACCCACGAACAACAACAGAUCGAAGCCUUCAUCAUCCCGCGUCUCAAGUUCGUCCACAAGACACUCCAAGCCCUCCUCGCGAUCACAGCACACCCAUUUCGAGUUCCCGAGUGGGAACUUACGAAAUCCCUCCUUAUCUACCAAAUUCAAUGCCUCGAAGAACUUGUCACUGACUACGGCGACGAGUACGCAGCCGCUCUGGCCCGAGUGCAUGGCGUGUUCCUCCAGCGUGGGAUUGAAUUGCAAGAGGACAAAUCUCCCUCCUGGAGUCGGUCUGCUCGAGCGUACUAUUCCGCAAUGCACGACGCAGCCGAGAAUCUCGUUCAAUGCGCUCUCGAUACUAGAGGGGAAAAUGCCGCGGAGAGUGCAUUGGAUUUGGUAGAGAAGCUUUUUUCGCCAUUGGCAGAACUUCAGGAAGAGGUAGAUGCAGAACAGAUGCCUCCUGUGUCGCGACCUCGAGCGGAGAGUUUAUCUUCGAGAGCCUGGCCAUUCUUACAUGGUUGUGCUCAUCCUUCCAAUAUUUCGGCAGCCCCGUGUCCGACUACCUACGCUUACCCAUCGACAUGUUUUUCACUAGCUUCUUCACGCUCAUCAUCCCUAUCUGACAGACUCGGCCUAUCAGAUGCGCUCAGAACUCUUGAUCUCGGCGGGCCGUUAGGUAGGAGAGGUGGUCGUACCAGCAACAGACAGGACGACUAG